Messenger RNA from Anguilla rostrata (American eel), 2511 nucleotides. RefSeq names its product carbonic anhydrase 12-like. Gene Ontology annotation, molecular function: carbonate dehydratase activity; zinc ion binding. Lineage: Eukaryota; Metazoa; Chordata; Actinopteri; Anguilliformes; Anguillidae. The transcript is spliced from 9 exons. Bases 303 to 1262 code for a protein of 319 amino acids. Gene Ontology annotation, biological process: one-carbon metabolic process. Gene Ontology annotation, cellular component: plasma membrane. The record is from RefSeq and is a predicted model, not a curated record.
UACCUCUGUUACAAUCAUACCGACUAGAUCGUAGGUGUGUAACAUCGGACUGCUGCAUGCUUCGGUUUAAUUGUAUCCGACUCGAUUAAUUUCUGAAUGUACUUGAAACGACUCAAUAUUUUCUGAGUAGGUAACUGAGAAAAAAACAGUUCCAUGUAUGAUGAUUCUCUCCCACGUCAUCUCAUUUAAAUGUAAAGUAUUUUACAAAGACACACCCCAACCAAUGCCCAUGUCAGAAAGGAAUAUAGGCUGCAUCCUUUGUGGGAAAAGGUGAUACGCUCCGAGACACAGAGUGCAACAAGAUGAAGGCCCUCCUCGCAACGUUGACCAUUUUCGCGGCUGCCUUGAUGCCCUUUGCCCACAGCGCUAAUACAGAAAUUCCUUGGUGCUAUCAUUUAAGUUCCUGCAAUGAAAGUGUUUGGGUCUCAAAGCCAUAUGGCUCAUGCAACAGAACCCGACAGUCACCUAUAAACAUUGAGACGGCAAAGGUGAAGGAGAAUGCCAAUUUGACUGCUUUCACCUUCAAUGGCUUCAGCAAUAACAACACUAUGACGGAGAUUACAAACACUGGAGAUACAGUGAAGGUGAAUCUGGGUAAAGACCUUGUGUCAGUUUCUGGCGGGGGGCUAUCCACCAGCUAUACGGCUCUGCAGUUCCAUUUGCACUGGGGCAAUGGUACCAGCAACCCAGGGUCUGAGCACACUGUCAAUAAUAAGAGGUACCCCAUGGAGCUUCACAUAGUGACUAUUAAAUCUGAAUUCAACGGCAGCACCUCCCUGGCAACGAAAGACCCUGAAGGAGCCGCAGCUCUAGGAUUCUUUAUUGAGGAAGGAGAUGGCAGUGGACAACCUGCAGUUUGGAAAACCCUGACCAAGUAUCUGGCUAACAUCACAAAUAAGGGUGACCAUGUAAAUAUCACAGAGCAUAUCUCACUCGAUGACCUUCUGAAAGGAGUGGACCGUACAAAGUACUAUCGGUACUUGGGGUCCCUGACCACACCGAAUUGUGACGAGGUUGUGGUAUGGACUCUAUUCAAGGAUCCAAUCCGAGUGAGCAAAGAUUUGAUUGAUCUCUUCCCAAGCGUCUAUUUCAACACUUCCACCAACUCUCCUCCAAUGACCAACGUCUAUCGAAACACUGUGGAUAUCAAUAACAGAACGGUGAUGACCCAGGUUACCGUUACCUCUGCUGGAUCAAAACCUUACGGCACACUUGGCCUCCUCUCUUCCCUAGCCAUGUUUCCUCUGCUUUACAGGAAAUAGAGGGACUCAACUGUGUCAGUGCGCACACGUAUACACACACACACAUAUAUACAUUCACACACAUGGACGCACACACAUGCACCCACGCACACACACAAAACCAUUACAGGCUUUGGGAAACAUUUGAGUGUGUCCAGUUGGCUGGAACCCUGCUCUACCUGGCAAAAAAGGUGCCCUGUUCCUGCUCCAAGCUGUGGUCGACAUGAGUGAAAAAUGACCCAAAGUGUUUAUUUUCUUUAUCUGUGUAAUUAAUAUGUUUAAUCAUUCAAUAUUACAUGAAUUCCUCAAGUAACUUGUUUUUGAUGAUUACAAGUCUUAUAUUUUGGAUAAAAACAAUUAUUACCCUUAGUUUACAUGAUCUGUGUCAAAAACGCUAAAAUGACCUAUUAAUUUCUAUAGUAUUUCAUGUAUGUCUGAGUGUUUCUUUGCUAUGUCUUUGAAAAGAAUUGACUUCAUCAUUUAAUAUUACAAAUAUUCAAUAGACACGUGGGCCAGAUUUACUAAGCCUUUUGUGACUAUUUUCAGAUGCAGAUAUGACAUGUCGUAUGCAUUAGAACCAUGCAUCUUAUGUAUCAAAGAGGCGCGCAGGGCUGGAAGCGCUGUAUGCAUGUGAUCUAUGUGAGUGACUGCGAGGUGCGCUUCUCUGCAUAUGCAUUGAAUUGAGGAUCAUGAAAAUAAUGGAUGGAGAUAUUACAAGUGUGGCUGGUUAUGUAUUGCGUUAAUUUUAUUAAAGUUCGCACAAUUAAUGAGGGUCGGUUUUUGCGGGAAAUUUCUCUGCCUCUAAAGAGCAGUUAUAAAUCAGCACGCAACUAAAGCAGAAUCACAGGUGUAGUCCUCAUAGAUGCACUGAGAGAAUCUUUACAACAAGAAUCUCAUUAUUUCAACUUCCUGAGCACAAAAUCAUCAAACAGUGCAGGUUAUUAAUAUGAAUUAUUAUUAGCAUAAAGGCAGAGUGUUUGUCAUGGGAAAUAUUGGCUAAAGUCACAGCAGUCAUGGCUAAAUUGUUAAGAAUCACAGAAAACUGAAAAAAGGCAGAAAUAACAGUGUUUAAUUAGCUGUGGCCUUAGUAAAUAAGAUGUAAAUUUCUGGCAGACUGCAAAAGCACCAGCAGUUCCUCAUCAGCCCACAAUUUGUGCCUUAAGUUUUUUAAUAUGUAAAUCUGGCCCAGUGUGCUUUAGAUAAUAAAAAAAAAAACCUUAUUUAAAUGUUUCCUUUCUUGCUUUCUGAAUAAAAAUAUUUAGUGGGAAAA